This is a messenger RNA of Fulvia fulva, 1623 nucleotides long. RefSeq lists its product as uncharacterized. The transcript has 3 exons. The record is from RefSeq and is a predicted model, not a curated record. Lineage: Eukaryota; Fungi; Ascomycota; Dothideomycetes; Mycosphaerellales; Mycosphaerellaceae. Bases 1 to 1623 code for a protein of 540 amino acids.
AUGGCGGAGCUUCAGACAAUCCCGGCACGCCAUGGUGUAGCUACUUUCGUGCCGGCCGGGCAGGUCAUCAAGAUCGUCAACACCUCAGGUACCCAGGUCAUUGAUACCUGGGCAUUCGCGCUGCCGAAGCCCGAUGGCACCAAGGAUGAGCAGGAAGCCAAAGCAAAGGAAGAGGAGAAGUCCAAGGACCAAGCCAGCUUGAAGGCAGCAUCGAAGAAAGGGAGCAAAAACUUACCCAGCCAGGAAGAGGCGGAGAAAGCCACUACUGGAGCCCAAGCUGCGAAUAAUGACGAGUCGAACGAAACGCCAAAGAAGAGCACAUGGAGCAGCUAUGUGCCUUCGCUUGGAUUGGGUAAGAAGAAAGAUGACAGCAAAGAUCAGGCUCAAGAGAAGGACGGUGGCAACAAGGACGAGACUGAGCAGCAGAAGAACUCCAAGACUUGGGGAUCGUACUUUUCUGCUGGUAAGGGCUUUAGCUCGUACAUCCCCAAGCAGGCGACCGAUACGGUGUCACAAUUUGCUUCUACCCACCAACGCGACACGUCCAAAUCAUAUCUGGAUCAGCUUCAAGACUUUUCGAAGACACCCGUCGGCGCAGCUGGUAUGAAAGGCAUGGCAGUGAUGACUGGCUCUGGCUACGCGGGCUCGCUCUACGCAGGCUACCAGGCUUGGAACAUGCGAGCUGGCGCAGCACCCAACGUGGAAUUCAUGAGCAUGGCGCACACCCGGACUGCGACUUUGCACUUGCGGCCCAAAGUCAACGAUACACUAGUCACAAACAUUCGCGAAUCUAUCCUGACUGUCGUCGAGGACACGAGCCCGGGCGUGCACGAUACCUUGGUCCCUGCCUGCGACCCGUACCGUUACCAGGCCUUGGGCGUGCCGAAGUGGGAAGAACACGGAUCGUGCGCGGAGAAUCUUGUCCUGGCGCUGAAAGAGCUGAACGAGCGUGCUGGACUGAAGGGUGCGAAGGCUGUGGGUGCGGAUGUUACUAUUAAUCAAUGCCCUGCGCCUCUGAACCUGUUCAUGAACAUUCCGUGGGAUGAUGAGGGCGAUAUUGGCUUUCAUCCUCCAAAGUCGAAGAAGGGCGAUUACGUUCGCUUCAAGGCGGAGAGAGAUGUCGUGGUGGUCAUGAGUGCUUGCCCCAAUGAUGUGAAUGGUAUCAAUGGCAAGGAAAUAACUGAUGCGAGCUUCGUGGUGGAGGAUGCAGAGGACACCACAGCGGCUCUCAAGCGUACUGCACCGAAGAAAAAAGCUGCCCCAGUCCGCAAAGCGCCUGCGAAGAAAACACCAGUCGCCACGAAUGGUUCUAACGAGGAAGCCACGCCAGCCGUGAGAAAACCCACCCCGCAGAAGAAAGCCACGCCCUCAACGAGCGGCGCACCCACAACGGCAACAAAUGGCACGAAGCCGGCACAGAAGACAGCACAGCCUGUAAAGAAGCCAGCCACGCCUGCUGGCAAGCCCUUGGGCAAGACUACCGGUCCGCCUCCUAGCAAGCCCCCUCCAGCAGCGAAGAAGUCUGUCCCGCAGUCGACGGCUACGAGUACGACGAAUGGUGAGCCUGCGCCGGUUAGGAAGAAGCCGAAGAAGUUGGCGAGGCCGACACAGGCUGCGGGUUAG